GUAAACAAAGGAUCCAUUAGCAAUGGCUCGUCUCAAUUGUUCACACACGGCCACAAAGGUGGCAACGCUCGGUUUGUUUGUCGCCUGCCUGCUGCACACAUCAAUGGCGCAAUUGUCCUUUCACACGGAUGCCAAUUCGAACUCGUUCACCCUGAAAACGCCAGCGCUGCAACAGAGCUUCUCUCGGGUAUUUGGUGGCGGUCAGCAACAACAGCAGCAGCAGCGUCUACAGGCGUCGCCUGUCGCACAACAGCUACAACAAUUUUCGCAACCACUUGGACAGCCGCAAUUGCAACAACAAUAUGCUCAGCCACAACAACAGCAAUAUGCUCAGCCACAACAACAACAAUAUGCUCAGCCACAGCAACAACCAUUUGCGCAAUCACAGCAAUAUCCAUCAUCGGUACAGUACUCCAAUGCCGCUGCUGGCACCCAGUCGCCCUACCAACAGGCGCUCCAAUAUCCACAGCAGUCGUACCCCUACACGCCGCAAUACUCAACGCAGUCAACGCCCACUUACACCGGUCAGCAGGUCGCUCAACAGCAUUACGCGCAAACGCUGCAACAAAUCCAACAACAGCAGCAAUUGCAAGAGCAAUUGGAGCAACAACAAUUGUUGCAGCAACAACAGCAGCCGCAGAGCUACGCGGCGCCGAAGGCCGCGCAGUCAAAUCAAGUGGACCAACUGCAAGCCGCUUACCUGGCGUACCAGCAACAGCAGCAACAACAACAACUGCAACAGCAGCAACAAUUGCAGCAACAACAGCAGCAGCAACAGCAACAAUAUGUGAGCCAACAGGAAUACCAACAACAACUGCUGCGCCAACUCUACAACCAAAAUCGUCCAACAGCGCCCGCAUUCCCUGCUAGCGCCAAUCAGCAGACCAGCCCCAUUUACACCACUGCCGACUAUGCCAACUACAUGCAGCGCCAACAACAACAGGCUGAGCGUCAAUUUGGCAAUGCGCCAACUGCUGCCACUCUCGCCGCCAACAACGGUCUGAGCACCACGCCCAUACCGUCCACCAUCGGCAGCAGUGGCACCACCACCACCGAGAAAUUGCUUGGCGUGCAAUAUUCGCCGUCGGACAAAGUGUCGCACGUCAAAUUCUCCAGCGGCAAUCUGCAGUAUAAUUUCUAAGGUCGCCGCGCCAGCGGCUGUGCUGCGCAGUGACGGACUGAUGACGAACGAGGGCAUGAAUUGCCUGCUCAGCUUUUUAGGUAAAUAUGUUCCUCGAAUUUUUGGCAAAAAAUUUAAUCUUCUUCAAGGGUGGCUGUCACGGCAAAUUGCUGCGAAGCUCUUCGAUGCUUUGAGACUUUGAGGGGCGCCAAAAAAAAUCGAUUACUUUUUCGAACCAAUUUUGUAUUUAUAGCAACAGUCAUCUAAAUUUAAGUUACCUUUUUUAAUUUAUAUUAUACGGCUAGUAAAAAAAAUUUAAAUGUGCGAUUGGAAAAUCUUUGACUGUUGAACAAAUUCCUCUAAUAAAGUAACAAAUGCAUAUGAAUUUAAAAACCUA
Molecule: messenger RNA, 1517 nt
Organism: Anastrepha obliqua
Lineage: Eukaryota; Metazoa; Arthropoda; Insecta; Diptera; Tephritidae
Exons: 3
Coding region: 23-1141 (372 amino acids)
Source: RefSeq, a predicted model, not a curated record